AUGGCUACCUGGGUUUUCUUGUUGUCGUCAAAUCCGUGCUGUGUUGGAAGACCAAGAUCAGAAGUCUGGAAAAGACCACAACAGCAGAAAUCAGGGCGUUCUCAACAGGUUGAUGAGAACGCAACGCGAGAAAUUGAAGAGGUUUUUGCGGGAAGACUAGUGCUCUCAGAGGUGUCUGGAUACGCCUGGAAACUGUAUGAUGGAACCAAGGCGGUGAGAGAUAAAGGGCGAAAGAUAAGGGCGAAACAAGCAGCAGAAGCUCAGAGCAAAACAGACACGCUUGAGAUGAAGCCGAAUGAUAGCUUCUUUUCACUUAGACCUAAGUCAAAGAGACAUGAGAUGGGAAUAGGAGUUGAAGAUCCAAGUCUGUCUAGGACACUAAUGCCGAAGUCCAAUGAUCGGACUCCUUUGAGUACAAAUGUAGUCUGA
Hyaloscypha bicolor E is the source of this 429-nucleotide messenger RNA. RefSeq lists its product as uncharacterized. The record is from RefSeq and is a predicted model, not a curated record. The transcript has 3 exons. The coding region runs from base 1 to 429 and encodes 142 amino acids. NCBI's taxonomy places the organism in Eukaryota, Fungi, Ascomycota, Leotiomycetes, Helotiales, Hyaloscyphaceae.